AUGUCUCUCAUCACUGUAUCUGCAAUUGUCAACGCCGACACCUCCUUUGCUUUUCAACCCUAUGGUUUACCCCAGAACAAGAGUAUAUCAGUCUACAAAGUGGCCUCUAUCGAAGGAAUGUAUCAGAUAAUCUAUGACACCGUUUUCGCGAGCACGCCCGUGGUUACGGUAACACAAGCUUGGCUUGGAAGUCUUGGUAGUGCGGGCGGUUUGACUAUUGAUAACGCUGCUAUUAACGAGAUCACGAAGACGUAUGCGACUGUGAAGAUGGGGGACGGCAAUGGAAAUGGGCAAUGGCGUCCUUUCACUGUUGUGCUUACUGGAUAUCAGAACGUCACCGACUUGAAGAAGCCGGAGCAUGAGGAAGAUGACGAUGAGUAG
Laccaria bicolor S238N-H82 is the source of this 381-nucleotide messenger RNA. RefSeq lists its product as uncharacterized. The transcript has 3 exons. The record is from RefSeq and is a predicted model, not a curated record. Bases 1 to 381 code for a protein of 126 amino acids. NCBI's taxonomy places the organism in Eukaryota, Fungi, Basidiomycota, Agaricomycetes, Agaricales, Hydnangiaceae.